AUGUCCGCCCGUCGCCCGAUCUACAUCAACCCCGCGGCCGGCCCUCUGCGCCGCCAUGAGGCGUCCCGACAAACCCAUGACGUGCGCGAAUUCCACAAGUCUUUACCUGACUAUGCGCCCUCCCCGCUAGUCCCGUUGCCCUCGCUGGCGCAGGAACUCGGCGUUCGCGCCGUCUUCGUCAAAGACGAAAGCAACCGGUUCAGACUCCCAUCGUUCAAAGUCCUCGGUGCCUCGUGGGGCUGCUAUCGCGCAAUUGCGCAAGUUCUGGGCCUCGAGCCGACGGUCGGGGUGAGCGGGUUGAAGGUUGCGUUGGCGGGGAAGGAAGUCUCGGUGUUUGCGGCCACAGAGGGGAAUCAUGGUCGGGCGGUUGCGUUCAUGGCGAAGCUGUUGGGGAUUCCAGCGAGCAUCUUCGUGUCGAGCAGUAUGGCGGAACGCACGAGGGAGUUGAUUGCGAGUGAAGGGGCGACCGUGCAGGUUGUGGACGGGUGUUAUGAUGCGGCGGUCAUGGAGGCGGAUUCUGCGGCGAAGGCCACGCCUGGGGGUGUCCUGGUGCAGGACACGGCGUUCGAGGGCUACGAGGAUGUCCCGGCUUGGAUUGUCGAGGGGUAUUCGACGUUGAUGGCGGAGGUGGAUGAGCAGUUGGCGGACCAGGCGCUGCGAUGUGAUCUGAUGAUUACCCCCGUGGGUGUUGGGAGUCUGGCGCAUGCGGUGACGAGGCACUGUAAAGAGCGCGAGGAUGGGCCGAUCUCGGUGGUGGCCGUGGAGCCGGACACGGCGCCUUGUCUGUAUGCGAGUCUGAAAGCCGAGAGGGAAGUCACUGUGACGACGUCCGCGACGAUCAUGAAUGGCAUGAACUGCGGGACAGUGUCGACUACCGCGUGGCCGGACUUGCAACGCGGUGUGGAUGCCUCGGUCACCGUUUCGUCGUUUGAGACGCACUGCGCGCUGGAGUAUUUGUCGGCGCGCUCGGUGACGGCGGGACCGUGCGGUGGUGCGUCGCUGGCCGCGUUGCGACGGUUGCGUCAGGUGCCAGAGGCCAGUUCAUUGUUGAAAAAGGACUCUGUUCUGGUUCUACUGAGCACCGAAGGAGCUCGACCGUAUCCCAUCCCGAGGGACCUUUCGGUGGAUGAUUCCGUCGGUCUCACCCAGGCUCUCACGCAGAUCAACUCCUCCAACCCAUCCCUGUCCGUGACGGACGGAGUCGGCGAGACGGGUAUCGCAGAUUAUCUGGCCGAGUGGUUCGCGUACCGCGACAUUGAGCAUCACCGACUGGAAACAGUGUCCGGACGGCCAUCGAUUGUGGGUGUCCUGCGUGGCACCGGUGGCGGCAGAUCUCUUAUGUUCAACGGCCACGUCGACACCGUCAGUCUUUCCACCUACGAGAAGGACCCUCUUUCCGGGGGGUUAGGUGAACGAAACGGCCAGCCCGUCGUGCUGGGCCGCGGCAGUCUCGACAUGAAGGGCGGUCUCGCAGCCGCCAUGGCCUCAGUAUCUAGCAUCAAAGCCAGCGGAGAAAUUCCCCACGGGGACGUGAUCAUCGCGGCCGUCUCCGACGAAGAAGACGCCUCGCAAGGCACGCGCGAUCUUAUCGCUGCAGGCUGGCGCGCCGACGCCGCCGUCAUCAUGGAACCCACCAUGGGCGAGAUCAUCACAGCACAUAAGGGCUUCCUCUGGGUCGAGAUCGACAUCCUUGGCGUCGCCGCACACGGAUCCGAUCCCGCCAGCGGCGAAGACGCCAUCCUCUCCGCGGGCUGGUUCCUGCGCGCUCUCGAGCAAUACCAGAGCCAGCUACCUGUCGACGACACACUAGGCCAAGCCUCCCUACACUGCGGACUGAUCCAAGGCGGCGAAGAACCGUCUUCCUACCCAGCCAAAUGCACCAUCACGGUCGAAUUCCGAACCGUCCCCUCCCAAACGGGAGAAUCCAUCCUCAACGACCUAUCCCAACUCUUGAAGGGGAUCAGUCACGAGAACCCCCGUUUCCGGUCCUCAGAACCGCGCAUCACGAUGUCUCGUCCGAUGCAGAAGUUGCCGAAUGAUCAUCCCUUUGUCACACAGGCCGUCAAGUGGGCAGGCUCGGUGCUAGGUGAAUCUCCAAAGCUGGUAUCGGGUUCGUUCUGGUGUGAUGCUGCCUUCUUGACCGAUGCUGGGGUUCCGUCCAUCGUGUAUGGACCUAAGGGUCAGGGGUUGCAUGGGAAGGAGGAGUGGGUGGAGGUGGGGAGCCUACGACAGAUGGAGGGGGUUUAUACGCGGUUUAUUCGGGAAUUUUGUCAAUGA
Molecule: messenger RNA, 2277 nt
Organism: Aspergillus affinis
Lineage: Eukaryota; Fungi; Ascomycota; Eurotiomycetes; Eurotiales; Aspergillaceae
Product: putative diaminopropionate ammonia-lyase
Exons: 1
Coding region: 1-2277 (758 amino acids)
Molecular function (GO): hydrolase activity
Source: RefSeq, a predicted model, not a curated record